Funneliformis caledonium is the source of this 271-nucleotide messenger RNA. Lineage: Eukaryota; Fungi; Glomeromycota; Glomeromycetes; Glomerales; Glomeraceae. The record is from the annotation of a GenBank genome assembly.
UUCCUAUACUAAUAUUUCUGCAACUGUUAAUCUUCUGACAGUUAAAGAAGUAAAAGUUAAGAGUCGAGAUAACGUUAAAAAUAUUUUGAAUAUGAGAAAAGAACUAGACCUUAAAGAUAAAGAUAUUAAUAAACUAUAUGAUCAGAGGGUUAUGAGUAAUACAUUCCUUGCACUAAAGUAUGAAAUGCUUGUAAAUCCACCUUUAAGCAUUUCAGUCAGACCAGCUGUAAAAUUAUUAGAGUUUAUUAAUAAAAUUCAAGAAAGUAAGUGA